GGCAUCUUCACUGCAUUAGAGGGAACAGCACUAAACUGUCUCCAUGUCGUUUGAGCAGGACACCUGCUACCUGUGUAAGGAAUACCUCAGGGAUGCCGUGUCCAUCCCGUGUGGCCACAUCUUCUGCUCCAUUUGCCUGAAGACAUACUGGGACCAUGCUGACCACACGGGCUCGUACCUCUGCCCACAGUGCAAGGUCAGCUACAGCAAGCGGCCCACCCCGAGGCGCAUGGGAGGCUCCCGGCAGUCCACCAUCCAACGAAACAGCGACUCCUUUCCACCUCCACCUCCGUCCCCUGACUACAACUACGCAGGACCCCAGGACGUAGGUUGUGACAUCUGUGUUGGCAAGAAGCACAAAGCCAUCAAGUCCUGCCUGAUGUGUCUGGCCCACUACUGUGAGAAACAUCUCAAGCCCCACUUUGAGUCAGCCACUUUUAAAAGGCACAAGCUGGUGGAUGAAAUCGGCCACCUGGACAGACAAAUCUGCCCCCAGCAUCAGAAGGGUCUGGAGCUGUUCUGUCGCACUGACCAGAUGUGUAUCUGCGUGCUGUGUACGGUGAAAGAGCACAAAGGUCACGAUAUGGUGUCUGCUGAGCAGGAGAGGUCAGAGGAACAACAAAGGCUGGGCGCCACCCAGGCUGAGAUCCAGGAAAAGAUUCACGACCGACUCAAGCAGAUGGAGGAACUAAAACAAGCAGUGGACUCACUCAAGAGUUCAGCCCAGAGAGCACUGCAGGAAUGCGAGAAGAUGUUUGGCGACAUGAUGCGCUCCAUUGAGAGGAUGCAGCAAGAGAUGACCAAGCUGAUCUCUUCCAACAAGCGAGCCGCACUCAACAGUGCAGAGGGCCACAUGGAGCGUCUGGGCCAUGAGAUUGCGGACCUGAAGAGGAGAGACAAUGAGAUCACCCAGCUGUCCCGCACUGAGGACCACAUCCACUUCAUCCAGAGCUACCACAUGCUGAUAGCCCAGAAUGAGGCUGAGGAGUUGCCUUCAGUGACCGUCAACCCUUACUUCAACUUUGGCCCGGUCAAUAAGGCCGUCUCUGAGAUGAAACAGCACUUGAAUGAAUUCAGCAAUGAGGAACUGGUUAAGGUAGCCAAGACAGUUAACAAAAUGACCUUCUGUCAACUGGAUGAAUCCAAGAAGAGACGGUCAAUUAAAAGUGAGGAAGCUGUCAUGUACAAGUCUCUACCAGUCCAGGAACCUCAGCACAGGGACGAUUUCCUGAAAUAUGCUUGCCAGCUGACUCUGGACCCAAACACAGCCUACAGACAGCUCUACGUGUCUCGAGGGAAUAGGAAAGCUGCCCUAAAGAGAGACCCCCAGUCCUACGGUGACAACCCUGCCAGGUUCGACUCCCUGCCCCAGGUCCUGUGUAUGGAGGCUCUCUCUGGAGGAGCUUACUACUGGGAGGUUGACUGGAGCGGUGAGGGGGCUGCUAUCGGAGUCACCUACAAAGGCAUCAAAAGGACGGGCUACGGAGACACCUGCCGCAUUGGCUACAACCGCAAGUCUUGGAGCCUCUUCUGCUCUGAUUCCAGCUAUUCAGCCCGCCACAACAAAGACCAGAUCGAGAUCAACGCACCCUACGCAUCACGUAUAGGGGUGUUCCUAGACCACACCGGGGGUACCCUCUCUUUCUACAGUGUAGGGAAGACCAUGUCUCUCAUUCAUCGCUUCAAGGCCUCCUUUAGUGAGGCUGUCUAUCCAGGCUUCUGGGUUUGGUACGAGUCAGCCAUCACCCUCAUCCAGCUGUAAUCAUAUAACACGCCUGCAAUGAUCAACUGUGAUUCAAUUUUGUAAUUGAUAUACAGAACAAAAACAUUACUUCACAUUGUCUUACUCCUACAUUAUAAUCCUCUGUUAUAAUUCUUUUAUAAGAUUUGAUACUUUGUUGUUUGUUUUUGGACUAUAUCCAGCAUGUGUUGAGUAUCAGGGGAACUGUUCUUGAUGACUGUGAACAUUCUGCAAAUUGACUUCAAUCAGGUGUUCAAAGUGAAUGAGCAUUUACAUUAUCAUGUGACAUAAUGAAGACUUUACUUGAUUGAAAUGUGCCAUUUGAUCAUUUAUAUGACUUAUUUAAUCAAUAAACAUUUUAUAACAAGGA
Micropterus dolomieu (smallmouth bass) is the source of this 2111-nucleotide messenger RNA. RefSeq names its product finTRIM family, member 83 (gene ftr83). Lineage: Eukaryota; Metazoa; Chordata; Actinopteri; Centrarchiformes; Centrarchidae. Bases 44 to 1762 code for a protein of 572 amino acids. Gene Ontology annotation, molecular function: protein binding; zinc ion binding. The transcript has 7 exons. The record is from RefSeq and is a predicted model, not a curated record.